Molecule: messenger RNA, 2768 nt
Organism: Trichomycterus rosablanca
Lineage: Eukaryota; Metazoa; Chordata; Actinopteri; Siluriformes; Trichomycteridae
Gene: slc29a4a
Product: solute carrier family 29 member 4a
Exons: 11
Coding region: 119-1678 (519 amino acids)
Biological process (GO): nucleoside transmembrane transport
Cellular component (GO): plasma membrane
Molecular function (GO): nucleoside transmembrane transporter activity; monoamine transmembrane transporter activity
Source: RefSeq, a predicted model, not a curated record
GCAUACAGGAGGAGCGUGAAUAUUCCGAGCUGACCUUCCAUUUCCACACAAGUAGUUCCACACAAGUUGUCAGUCACAGUGACCGCUCUGACAGCUCGGGUCACCUGAGGGCCAGACUAUGGGCUCUAGAGGAGUGGAGAGACGCAAGCAGGCCACCCCUGCUCAAACCCCAGAGGGCAACGUGGUGAUGAGCUUUAGCUUUGAAAGCUAUCAGCUGGAAGAAGAGGACUGCCAGGGCAAAGAUAUCCCAGACAAAGGAGUGCUGGCUCUCUCUGAGCCUGUGUUUGAGGAACCUGUUCCUGAUGACCGUUAUCAUGGAAUUUAUUUUGCUAUGCUGCUGGCUGGAGUUGGCUUUCUGUUGCCUUACAAUAGCUUUAUCACAGAUGUGGACUACCUCCAUCAUAAAUUUGAAGGGACAUCCAUUGUGUUCGACAUGAGCCUGACAUACAUCCUUGUGGCUCUUGUUGCGGUGGUGCUGAACAAUGUCCUGGUUGAGAUGCUCAGCCUGCACACAAGAAUCACUGUGGGUUACAUAUUUGCUCUUGGCCCUCUCCUCUUUGUCAGUAUAUUUGAUGUGUGGCUGGAGAAGUUUACCACGAACCAGGCUUAUGUUCUUAACCUGGUAUCUGUGGGUGUUGUGGCAUUUGGAUGUACAGUCCAGCAGUCUAGUUUCUAUGGCUACAUGGGGAUGCUUCCAAAACGCUACACACAAGGAGUAAUGACUGGAGAAAGCACAGCAGGAGUCAUCAUUUCACUAAGCAGGAUCUUCACCAAGCUGCUUAUUAAAGAUGAGAGGAAGAACACCAUCAUCUUUUUCCUCAUCUCUAUUGGCAUGGAGCUGAUGUGUUUCAUUUUGCACCUGCUGGUGCGCAGGACACGAUUCGUGCACUACUACACUAGCCUGGCACGGCAGGGUUUGAGCUACUCCAAAGAUUGCUCACACCAUGGCAAUCAGUACCAUGUUCACCAUGAUGUGAUUACUGAGGAUGACAAUGGUGCGGUGGGUGCUUCUCCUGCUGAUGACAGCAGCACAGAACCCAACUACGCUGGCAGCAACACAUAUGUGAGGUUUGAUGUGCCUAAGCUAAAGAUAAAAAGGAGCUGGCCAGGCAUCAAGGAUAUGAUCCUGCACCGUUAUGUGGUCUCCCGUGUUAUUUGGCCCUACAUGUUGUCCAUUGCUGUCACAUACUUCAUCACCCUGUGCCUUUUUCCUGGUCUGGAGUCUGAGAUCCGCAAUGCCACACUGGGAGAGUGGCUUCCCAUUCUCAUAAUGGCAAUCUUCAACAUGUCCGACUUUGUGGGCAAAAUCUUGGCUGCUUUGCCGUAUGAGUGGAAUGGAGUGCGCUUGUUGUUCUUCUCUUGUGUGAGGGUAGUGUUUAUCCCUCUCUUCAUCAUGUGUGUGUACCCUGUGCCAAAACCAACUCUUUGUCAUCCAGCAUGGCCCUGCAUCUUCUCCCUUCUCAUGGGUAUAACCAAUGGCUACUUCGGCAGUGUGCCCAUGAUUCAGGCUGCAGGCAAGGUACCACCUGAGCAAAGGGAGCUAGCAGGAAACACCAUGACAGUCUCCUAUAUGGCUGGACUAAUGUUGGGGUCUGUGGUUGCCUACGCUGCCUACAGUUUCACUGUCCCAGGCAUGAACUUUCACUCAGAGAACUUAAACUAUACCCAGGGGUAUUAGUGAUCUACACUUCAUCUCUCUACAAUUUACACAUACAUCCUUUUGUUAUUGUAGCAACUGAGAUAUCUCUACACAUUAAAGCCUGGCGUGGCUCUUUCGAAUGUAUUAAAAUGAGGGAAAUGUAUGCCAGCAGUGUAAAGAGUUGUAUGUGUGCUUCAUUAAGUCGUUUAGCUUAUGAAGAGAUGUGUGGAGCGUCUCCUGUGGUGGUCUGCGGCGGGAAACCAUUAGCUUUUAUGUGUACAUGCUGUGGAUGUGGACUUAUUAAAAGUUUCAGUGGCUAUAAAGCCAUUUGCAUCUAAUACCCACAGAAACUGCCUCAUUAGUGAUUUGGUGAAUACAGGGUUAAACCCAAAUCUUAUAGUAAAAACUGUAUUCUUUAAGUGUAAACAUUAUGAAUGUUUGGACAUUUUUGCUAAGGAAAAUUGAAUGUAAACCUUAAUAAAAAAGAGUUUUUUGUACAUUUUCUUUAUGUUAUGCCCAUUGUUUCUGUAUCUGUAAAGUCCUGUAUUUUUCCCUACACUAUAUGGCCAAAAGUAUGUGUACACCCAUGCUAAGUAUUGGAUACAGGUGCUUUAGCCACACUCAUUGCUAAUAGGUGUAUAAAAAUAUUGACAGAAAAUAAAUUGUGUUCUUUUACCUUUGUAGCAGCAAAUUGAGGAAGGCUCUUUCCUGCUCUAAUUUAACUGUGCCCCUGUGCACAAAGCGAGGUUAAUAAAGACAUAAUUAAACUUAAAGGUUUAAUGAGUUUGGUGUGCAGGAACUGAUGGCUUGCUUAAAGCCUCAGGGUUACUGAACCUCCUAGGAAGAAAUCAGAAAAUCAAUUGAGGGCCAAAGCUUUUUGACCAGCUUCAAUGCCUGACCUCACAGAUGCUCCACACACUUCAAAAUGUUGUAAAAGCAUUUCUAAAACAGUAGGCUGUGACACCAACAAAGUCGGAGUUAUAUAACACUAUACAUAAGCCAACGGUUUUGGAAUGGGAUGUUUAACUAGCUCAUGGUUUUGUGUCUAUAUUCUUUUGACCAUAUAGUGUUAUGUAAGCAAAUUGUAAAAUGUAUGUUAUUUUAACUGAUAUGACUAAAAGAAAUAAUA